AAGAGAGCAAUGCUUCCUUUACUGGAGAAUUCUUCGGUUUCGGAUGCUGAGCUCAGUUUUGUAACUCGGAAGCUUCACCGUAAGUACCAAGGCCAUCUUGAGUCACCGAGAAGGCGUAGAGAUCGUGACGUGAUAGCUUAUCCCGUCCCGGAGUGUAUGUGCCGCCAUGGAAAACACAGGUCUGUAGAGGCUUUAAACGAGAAUGGGAAACAACCUUUGCGUUGGGUGAAUCUUAACAAAGAAGAGCGUGAUGACCUUGCCAUGUUUCUAUCUGGAUCUUCUCAGACAUCAGAGAGUUUAAACAGUGAUAACAUCAACUUGAGAGAUUCCUCAACGAGUUCUGUAGCUGAGGAUCUACGUGGGAUGAAUGGCAGAAGAGAGACUAGAUGUUAUGGUGACAGUCCUGACUGUUUGAUAGACAUUGACGAGAGAGGAAGUCUUGAAAGUGGUGAUAAAAAGGCUGGUACAAGAAGAAGAUGGAGUUCACCAAAUGUACCGAAUAUCAGUGCGUUGAGGAUUAAUGUUCCUGUUAAUGCAAAAGAAGACGAGAGGAAGAAGUUCCUGUCACAAAUCGAAGACACUCCUAAAGAAAAAGGAUCUAAACCUCUGUUUUGGCUGCAGAGAUGUCGUGAUUAUAACCAGGAUUUGGAUGAACUGAGUAGUGGUGGAGGAUGGGCAAACAUGGAUCAUAAUCAUCACUACUCAUUUUCGCCUUGCAACUUCUUCCAUAGACCAAAGCCUAUCUUUGGUCUAGAAGGUCGUCAAGAAGAAGAAGAAUGUGGUGUCAAUGCUUAUCUGGAACAUCGAUGUAAGCUUCCUCUCUUCCCUAUGCACGGUGAAGAUCACCUCAACGGUGGUAGUGGUGAUAUCUGGAAGUAUGGCCAAUCGAACGAUCGUGAUUGUUUUGGUAGAGACUCUUGUGCUUCUCUUGAGCUACGUAUGAACUAGACACCGUUAUACACAUACAAGGACUUAUUUGGACUUAGUUGUGGGCUUUGUUUUACUUUUUUUUUUUAUUAAGAGUUGUGCGAGAUUUUAAUAAAUAGUUUAUUGUUCA
Molecule: messenger RNA, 1057 nt
Organism: Arabidopsis arenosa
Lineage: Eukaryota; Viridiplantae; Streptophyta; Magnoliopsida; Brassicales; Brassicaceae
Source: the annotation of a GenBank genome assembly